AUGAGAACUGCGACGACCACAGGCACGGUUCAGGUGCAAUGUCUGCUCCCACGGAAGCCGACUGUUCCUCGGCUGGAUCAACGGUUCGUCGAGAUUAAGAAGUCGCUCGUCAAGCCAGAGAAUAAACAGAAAGUCAUCCAAUCUUAUGCUCAGAUAUGCAAGACUCUUAAGGAUGAGAUUGAUUUUAUUCAAAAGAUGGGACCUAAGAUGGUCCCGGAGAUUGAUUUCAAUGACGUGCUUCUGAACGAUGGCAAGCUGCUUGCAGACUUCUCUGACCUUGUGCGCGAACGAGGCUGUGUUGUCCUCCGCAACGUUGUCCCCGAAGAGCAAGCCAGAGCCUGGGAGCAAGAACUCCUCGAAUACACCCGCAAACACCGCAAUGUCGGAGGAUAUCCUCACGAUAACCCACAAAACUGGUCGUUAUGGUGGACACGGCCUCAAGUACAAAUGAGAAGCAAUCCGCGAGUGCUAAAAGCCAUGAAAGCUGUGUCUGGCCUUUGGCACAUAAAUGACAAGUCACUUCCACUCGAUUUUGAUUCGCAGGUUGUUUAUCCAGAUCGAUUUCGGAUUCGGUACCCAAGCAAGGAUGCCGAAUAUACCUUGCCACCGCACUUGGAUAGCGGUGCUAUUGAGCGCUGGGAGGAUGAAGAGAAUCGCGCUAGCUAUGAGGAUAUAUUCACCGGUAACUGGCAGGACUGGGAUGCGUGGACAGUGGAUCACCGUAUCGGAGCAAAGAGCGACCUGUACGGAAUUGAGGCGGCAUGCUCAUGCUGGCGAAGUCUGCAAGGCUGGCUUUCCCUUUGA
Molecule: messenger RNA, 804 nt
Organism: Talaromyces marneffei
Lineage: Eukaryota; Fungi; Ascomycota; Eurotiomycetes; Eurotiales; Trichocomaceae
Exons: 2
Coding region: 1-804 (267 amino acids)
Source: RefSeq, a predicted model, not a curated record